AUGCUUGACUCCCACGCUGGAAUGAGGCCAGAACCCAGCCAGGACUCCACACCACUUCGCAACCCACUGCUGCACCGUUGCCCCAUCUCAGGUUUUCGUCGAAUCGAGAGAGGACGCCCAACAUCGUUUGAAGCAGAUAAUAACCCAAGUCGCGGCUCCCCGCGCGGCUUUGCGGCUCAUUGUUCGACAUCUGUCAAGCUGCAUGCCAGUGCUUCGACCUCCCCUGACGCGUUGGCACCACCGCAUGACGCGGGAAGCCAGUCAUCCCCCUGCAAGUCAUUCCCCCUGAACAUCGCCGCGCCGAUUUGCGCUCGUGCCAGAUCGUCGAUGGGUUUGAAGAUGAUGCCGACAACGAAAAAAAAGCUGGGGUCGAUCGGCUUGUUUAUGCGACAGGCCGAUGGAAGCGUGGGUGGUCCCCAGACCGGGGGCACAAGCAGUGCCCGGGCCGCAGGAGUGGGCCAAUCCGCAACGCCUGGGCCUGUUUUGCCAGGGGCAAGCCACGCGACCGCGACAGGCUCACAGCUUCCACAGCUGCAACCCCCACACGAAAUUAUCGCGGCGCGGCAAGAACGCCAGCAGCAACAACAGCAACAACAGCAACAACAGCAACAACAGCAGCCGCAGCAGCAGCAGCAGCCCGACACUCCCGCGACUGCCAGGUCAAUACCCGCACCGAGGACCGGCCGAUUGACGGCUCCAGCCCAGCCAACCGCGACCAUGAGCCUCCCCGUGCAGCAUCUCCACCCAAUCCAAAGGACCAGGACGUCCGCCUCUGACACUGCGCGGGAAGCCCAGCGGGGCCCCAACGCGUGGGAGGACUCGACGGUGGCGUCCAUGUUUGGCGACAACGAGAGCAGGGCUCCAUCCAGGGCUCCCUCGGAGAGGUUACGUGUGCCCCAGGGACAUGGCCGCCAUUACAGCGAUGGUCCGCCGCAGCGGGCACUUCCCGCCCCGCCCACGCGCGCCCAGCCCAAACACGACGAGAAUCUGCCGUUCGUCAUUGGCGAGAACGGCGUGCUCAAGGUCAUCCCGGCACCCAAUACCCAAAAAGCACCGGAAACAGCUCCUUUAGCCACCACCAACGCCACUUCCGGAGGCAUCUUCGACGACCAGAGUGUCAGGCAGGACGACGCAUACCAUGAAGGUCGUCAGAUUUUCGAGACGCCCACCAAAGCCAGCGGGCUGAGGCGCACCAGGCUGGCAUACCGAGAUAACCGCGAGAUUAAGAGCAAUGCAUCCUCGGAGCGAGGGGGACCGACGUAUUCACCAGGGUCACAGAGCGUAAGCCUGUCGCCCGAGAGACAGGCAGAGGCGGGUGGCCAUAUCGACAAGAUCAGGUUCCAGGAGCGUAUGUCACGCGAACGCGAGAGGCAACGAGAGCGCGACCGGGAAAUAGAACGGGAGAGGGAACGACAACGCGAGCAGGAACGUGAAGCCGAGCACAAGCGGUCCACGGUAUUCGAAAACUUGACUCCCCUCAACUUCGACGAUCCCGAUUUCGACAACACCAAGGCCGCCGUUGCCUCACCGAGCUCCACCCUCGACGCGGAGGCGCUUAAAGAAGCCCUCCAACGCACACCGCGAGCAAACCGCCAGCCGCAAUAUCAACAGAAACAGCUCUUCGCACAGCAAACCAACAUCCUCAGCGGGGCACCUCCCCCCCUCAACCUCAGCCGGACGAACAGCCGCCGGCAAAAAUCACCAACCAAAGAACUAGCCCCGGCCCCGACCACCUCUCGAAAGCGCCGCCAAAGUCUUGAUUACAACGACGCCGAGCUGCACGCCAUGAGCUACUCGGACCUUCGCGGCCAAGCCUUCGACUUUGACCCACAGACAGCCGCGCUGCAACAAACAUCGGCCCCACCCGCGGGAGGCAGCAUCGAGGAGCGGUUAGAGCACUACAAGAAAAAAGGCAGCAUGGACCAACACGAGUUCUUUGCGAGGAUUAAUGUGGACGAGUGGGACGAGGCGGGCGACUGGUUCCUGGCGCGCUUCGGCGACAUCAUGCUGCGGCUGAAACAGGCGCGCAGGACGAAGCGUCGGCUAGUGCAGCAGUUUGAGGAUGAGGUCGCCACGCGCGAGGAAGCUGUGCGCGGGAAGAUUGAGGGGAUCGGGCGCACCCUCGAGGACCUUAGGCAGGAGGGCCAGACGAUGAUGGAGGGGAAGGAUGUGGACAUCGAGUUUUGA
Molecule: messenger RNA, 2187 nt
Organism: Chaetomium globosum CBS 148.51
Lineage: Eukaryota; Fungi; Ascomycota; Sordariomycetes; Sordariales; Chaetomiaceae
Exons: 2
Coding region: 1-2187 (728 amino acids)
Biological process (GO): nucleolar large rRNA transcription by RNA polymerase I
Cellular component (GO): RNA polymerase I core factor complex
Molecular function (GO): TBP-class protein binding; RNA polymerase I core promoter sequence-specific DNA binding
Source: RefSeq, a predicted model, not a curated record